CUUCGGUGGCCAGUGGAGGGGACAGGAGUGGGGGAGAAGGAGGAAGGGGUUCCAGGUGCAGAGGCCCAGACGUGAGGGAGCAGAGCCUGCCGGGGGAGCUGCAGGCAGAGGUGUGCAACGGUCUGACUUGUGGCUGCUGAGCGGAGAGGAACAGUCACUCGUCCGGGGGUCGACGGCCUGGCCGUUGGGAGCGCGCGGCCGAGCAGGAUGGACAGAAGUGGACGCCUAGACUCGGGAGCAGGAAACCACAAAGCCCGCGGACGGGUGGCUGGGCGGAGCGGCGGCCCGCACGGAAGAGGAAGACCCGGCCCGUGACGCUUCGGCAGCGGCAGGUGCAGGUCUGGGCGGCGCCUCCGCCGGGCCCGCCCCUGGCCACCUACGCUCGGCAAAGCCCCCGGGCCCACCCUCCGGAGCCCUUGGGGCAGGGAAGGAGAGGAACCGGAGAGCUAGGCUGACGCUGGAGCGGGCCUGCCCGGCGGAGUACGCACCUCCUUGGCGAUCACCGCUACGCAAACCGCCAUCUUGGGAGCCCGACAGGCCGCAUCACGUGACGACGACGACGGGCCCCGCUUCUCCUGUCACUCAGCCGGCAUGGCCCCGCCCCAUCGCCAAGCCGGAAGGGUCGCCCGCUUCGCCGGGCCGUUCCCGCCGCUCCGGGGCUCGGUGGCGCUCGGCGUGGUUGCCAUGGCGGCGGUUGCUGCGGCGACGAGGUGGCGGCUGCUUCUGGUGCUGAGCGCCGCGGGGCUGGGGGUCACAGGCGCCCCGCAGCCCCCCAACAUCCUGCUCCUGCUCAUGGACGACAUGGGGUGGGGCGACCUCGGGGUGUACGGAGAACCUUCCAGAGAGACCCCGAAUUUGGACCGGAUGGCUGCAGAAGGGAUGCUCUUCCCGAACUUCUACACGGCCAACCCCCUGUGCUCCCCUUCCAGGGCGGCUCUGCUCACCGGACGCCUGCCCAUCCGCAGUGGCUUCUACACCACCAACGGGCACGCGAGGAAUGCCUACACGCCACAGGAGAUAGUGGGCGGCAUCCCGGACUCAGAGCUCCUGCUGCCGGAGCUGCUGAAGGAGGCCGGCUACACCAGCAAGAUCGUGGGCAAGUGGCAUCUGGGCCACAGGCCUCAGUUCCACCCCCUGAAGCACGGAUUCGAUGAGUGGUUUGGAUCCCCCAACUGUCACUUUGGACCUUAUGACAACAAGGCCAGGCCCAACAUCCCUGUGUACCGGGACUGGGAGAUGGUUGGCAGAUUUUAUGAGGAAUUUCCAAUUAACCUGAAGACCGGAGAAGCCAACCUCACCCAGAUCUACCUGCAGGAAGCACUCGAUUUCAUUAAGAGGCAGCAGGCAGCUCACCGCCCCUUCUUUCUACACUGGGCCAUCGACGCUACACACGCACCUGUUUAUGCCUCCAGGCCUUUCCUGGGCACCAGCCAGCGAGGGCGUUACGGGGACGCCGUCCGGGAGAUUGACGACAGCGUCGGGAAGAUCCUGCACCUCCUCCGGGACCUGAGCAUCGCAGAGAACACCUUUGUUUUCUUCACGUCCGACAACGGCGCUGCCCUCAUUUCCGCGCCCAGACAAGGCGGCAGCAACGGCCCUUUUCUGUGCGGGAAGCAGACCACGUUUGAAGGUGGGAUGAGGGAGCCUGCGAUCGCCUGGUGGCCCGGGCACAUCCCUGCCAGCCAGGUGAGCCACCAGCUGGGCAGCAUCAUGGACCUCUUCACCACCAGCCUGUCCCUCGCAGGCCUGGAGCCACCCAGGGACAGGGCCAUCGACGGCCUGGACCUCCUCCCCACCAUGCUCCAGGGCCGCCUGACAGACAGGCCGGUAUUCUACUACCGUGGCAACACGCUGAUGGCGGUCACCCGUGGCCAGUACAAGGCCCACUUCUGGACCUGGACCAAUUCCUGGGAGGAGUUCAGGCAGCUUGGAUUGCAGCCGCUGACUCAGGGGUCUACAGCUCAGGGCAGACGAUGGAUUUAUCUCGCUCCUCACUUCCCUGCUCUACUGAGAAGCAGGGUAUUCACUGCUCCACUGCCGGGCUGUCCAGGACAGACCCGCGGGUGCUGGGAGGAUUGCCGUCAGGCCGCACCGCUGCCUGCAGGAGAGGCAGGAGGGCGUGGAUUUCUGCCCCGGGCAGAACGUGUCGGGGGUCACCACCCACUCGCAGGAGGAGCACACCAAGCUGCCGCUGGUCUUCCACCUGGGACGAGACCCCGGGGAGAGGUUCCCCCUCAGCAUUGCCAGCACCGAGUACCUGGACGCACUUCGCCAGAUCACCCCGGUUGUCCGGCAGCACCAGGAGGCCUUGGUCCCUGGACAGCCCCAGCUCAAUGUGUGCAACCGGGCGGUCAUGAACUGGGCGCCCCCGGGCUGCGAGAAGUUAGGGAAGUGCCUGAUGCCCCCGGAGUCUGUCCCAGAGAAGUGCUCCUGGCCCCACUAGCACCGGCUUGGGCUCAGGACAGGCCUGGGCGUAGGAAGGCUCUGGCCUCAGGGCUCCUGUGCUGGAAGAGCCCCAACUCCCUCUGCCCUGACGGCUGCCAGACGGACGGCACCUGUAGCCAGCAGCAGGACCUGCAAGAGUACGCCUGCUGCAGCCCGGCCCUGGAGCCAGCUCCCAGCCCGCCGGGCCUGCCUGGCUCUGCAGCCGCAGGCUCACGCCAGCCCCUGAACCGGAGGCUGCCUGCCUCAUGUCCGCCCGCUCUGCUCCAGCUGCCUUCCAGCUGCCUCUUCCAGGGCCUGAGCUCUGCCCCAGGACCCAGAGGCCGGACUCGCCGUGGCUGCCCCUGCAGUCCCCUCAGGACUUCAACCCUGGUGUCAAGGGCGGCCGUGCCAAUCCUGUGUUGCCCCUUGGCGCUGCGCACAGGGGAUACCCCAGCGCCCCUCCCCCGCGUACUUCCCCCACCAUGGUCGAGGGGUGUGAACAUGAAGGGGGAGAUGGCCAAGGGCCUCCCUGUCCCGGAGGAGCCUCGACAGCCAAGGCCUCCCCAGUCCAGCGCGGACAGCUGAAGCCACCAGCUUCCCUGGAGAUGAGGACUCCCAACCCCAGCACACUGUGGGGCCUGCCUGUGCUUCAGCACUCCCGUCCUCGGGCCCAGGGUGGCAACGCCUGAGGGUGAGCCCAUUCACCAGCGGAAUCAGGAGAGCCUGAGCAGGACUGUGAACGGCCUCCAGGGACUUCCCCUUAGGGCUCGUGGGUCGUUUCCAUGGUGUGGAGUUUCCACUCUGCAGACUAUCACACCAACUCUGUACUGUUGUAAAACUUGGGAAAUUAUGAAGAGAACAGGUUUAGAAUAAAGUAACGGGCAUUUUAGCCUUUUGUUUUUA
Messenger RNA from Delphinapterus leucas (beluga whale), 3327 nucleotides. It is a transcript of the gene GALNS, whose product is annotated as galactosamine (N-acetyl)-6-sulfatase. The record is from RefSeq and is a predicted model, not a curated record. Gene Ontology annotation, molecular function: arylsulfatase activity; N-acetylgalactosamine-6-sulfatase activity. Lineage: Eukaryota; Metazoa; Chordata; Mammalia; Artiodactyla; Monodontidae.